This is a messenger RNA of Caretta caretta (loggerhead turtle), 1371 nucleotides long. Lineage: Eukaryota; Metazoa; Chordata; Testudines; Cheloniidae. The record is from RefSeq and is a predicted model, not a curated record.
AUGGCUGUGAAAGUUUCUCAUUGGCGCAGCUAUCUGUGAGUGAUACUUUCCCACGAAGGUCGGAGGAUGGAGCAUUUCCAGAGGGCAGAGAAAAUCUUGCUGACUGUGCUGGAGAAGGUCACUGCCAUGGAUUUCAGAUUUAUAGCUGAUUAUUCAAGAAACCUGGAAGCUUUUGAAUUUGCCCUCUGUACCUCAGAGAAUGCAGUAACUGUGGGGGUUCCCUUGUGGAUUGCAGCUGAUGCCCUCUGUGACCAUGCACUCCUAAGGCUUUAUGGAAAUAUGUUUAUGAAUGUAUAUAUGUGCUCUAGUAAACAGGGCCAGUCAGAGACAGUUACCAAUGGGCACCAUCAGAUGUCAGGCUGCUGUGACCUAGGAGUGCCCAAAGAAGGAGCUGGCUGGGAAAAUUGGACCAGAGAGGAUGUGUUCAGUGUGGUGGACAGCGCUGAGUGCAGGGGGCACAUACUGCCAGGCAAGGUCCUUAGGCUCCUGAAAGAGCUAAUUUUCAUUGCCAUUGUCCACUGCAGGCACCAGUUCCUCAUUAAGCCAGGUGACCUCAGCGCUGAAAGCCUAAAGGAAGAAGGUCUGCAGCUGUCCCUGCUGCUGUCCCGUGGCUGGAAAAUGAUCAGGUUCAACAUUAUCCCUGUGGUGCAGAGAAAGCAGAGUGCUCUGAAACUCCACAACAGAUGCAGAGAAGGAAGUUUUGCAGAAGGCAGCCUGCAAAAAGUAACACGGGCUGACUUCGUCCCCAGCAGCUACUAUCACUGGAGGUACUCCACCAAUUUCCCUGUCAUAAAACUGCUCCAUAUUGCAGGCACACAGAAGGGCCACCAUCUGGACAGCCUUCGCCUACUGGACCAGGUCAACAGUGAGGUCUGGAAAGAAGAGGGCAGGAAAUGAGGGCUCACAUUUAAUCACUUAAAGAUAUCCGUUAAGUGGGCAGUCGUGAUGUUCCCUUCCCCUGAGGACUGGGAGGACCUGGAAGGAUCAGUCUAUAGGCUCCUGGUGAUCCUGCUUUGUUGCUUAGCAACCAAAAAUCUCCCCCACUUCCUAUAUCCAGAAGAAAAUCUUUUCCAAGGAGAGGAUCUAGACCUGAGUGCUUUGUACCACAGAGUCGAGGGGUUUGCCAGCUCACCAGAGCACUUCCUCAAGUGCCAUUUCACCCAAGCAAGGCAGAACAAUCACCCGUGGCUAGACAAUGGUAUCAAGACCUCGCUGCAGCUCCCAGAUCAGGACGGAGCCUACUAGGACCCAGCCUACUUUGAUGUGCUGCUUAGUAAGUUCCAGGUUUAUCACAUCCAGGACAAAGAACAGAUCUCUGCUCUGUCGAACAUCUUGUCAAAGACCGAGAAGGUGGUUAAUGACCAAAGCUGA